AUGAUCAGACAAUCGCGACAAUUCUUCUCUAGGUGAGAAUUAAUUGAAAAACAAAAAAGAAUCCAGAAAACUUCAGGUGGAAAUUUUUAAUAUUCGGAUGCUGUGUAACAUAUUUGCUCGUUUUCUAUUUACCCCCAAAGGAUGAAAAGGUAUACAUUGAAAUGGUAAAAUUCUUUUGAAAUUUGACUUAAAAUGAGUUUUUUUUUAACUCAGGCAUCGCAGGAAGAUGAGAUAAUCAAUAAAUUUAAUGAGCCCAAGGCUCUAACAACUAACAUUCCAUUACGCAUCGAGCCAAGUUUGAUCAAAAAAGGUGGUUUAUUGUUUAUUAUUGAUGAAUUUGAUUUUUUUUUUUUCAGAAGUAUUCAAUUUCAAUCCUGUGGGAAAGGAGCCGUUUUUUGUAGAAGAAGUUAUGACGGACAGCCCCAUCAAAUUGGCUGAAAGAAUGAAGUGCAAUGUCAAAAAAGGUAAAGAAUUUUUGAACUCUUUCAAUUUUUGAUAAAAGAAAUCGAAUACAAAAAAGGCCCACGCCACUGUUUGGAACGGUCUUGGUUGGUUUACUGCUAGUCAUAGGAAAACUUUCAAAAGCUGACGGAAAAACUAGACUAUUUCGGAGAGAUUUAGAGAGCGCAGACAAGCCAUACUGUCGCAAGUCGUGGAGGGUUCGGAAAAGAUUUUUCAUUUUUUGUUUGACUGUUUUUGAAGCUUUUGCUCUGUAACGCACCAUCUUCUUUAUCAGCCGAGCUUCGGUGAAAAAAAAUUUCUAGGUGAAAAACGAGUGAUUCUCUCUUGGAAUGCCGGACAUUCGCAGGAAAAUCUCAACGGCUGCAAAGAUUGGAACUGCGAAUACACUCACGACCGAUCCAAAGUUGCGGAGGCCGCCGCGGUAGGAAUACUUCUAACCUCCAAUCAUAGAAAAGAAAAAUUUUCCAGGUUUUACUAUCUCAUCAGGAUCCGUCGUUCAUCCGGCAAUCCCUCGACCAAUACGUCAUUUAUUUUAGUCAGGUAGGUUCAAUGAAUAAUAUUUGUAAGACAAAAUUUUCAAGCUCCAUAGAAAUUGGACUUAUCAUUAAUUUUUUUCGGAAUCGCCGGUAAAUUCUGGGUUCAAUGUGCCGCAGCAAGAUUACUUCAACAUGUCCUUGGGCUUCCGACACGAUACAGCAGCAAGUUCGCCCUACGGUUACACUGUGAAGCUUGGUCCCAAGUCUAGAAAAACCGGCGAGGUGUGCUCGAAAGGACUACGAAAAUCAAAAGAACUUUGAAGAUUGUCGACAAGAAGGUAGUAGAAGGGAAAAGCAAAGGGGCCGCUUGGUUCGUCAGUCACUGCUCGACAAACAGCCGCAGAGAAGCCUUCGUCCAUGAGCUGCAGGUGAAUAUUUCCUUCGUCUUGUACUAUUUUUGUUCUCUCAGAAACACUUUCCUGUGGACAUCUACGGAGGCUGCGGGACGCUCAAAUGUCAAAGGAAUACUCUCUGUGAAUCGAUGCUUGAUACUGAGUUAGUUACUUUUUUGUGAAGAGUUAACAGCCCUACUUGCAGCUAUCAUUUCUAUGUGGCCUUCGAGAAUUCGAUCUGCAAGGAUUAUAACACAGAAAAACUUUGGAGACAAGGAUUCCAACGGACUAUCAUCCCCUUGGUGUUGAAGGUAUUGUAGAUUUUCUCUUCCCUUCUCUCAGAGUAACGGAAAAAAAGUUGCCACGAUUUGAAACGGUCUGUGUUCCUGGUUUUAAUUUCUUGGGGGUCGCUGAGAGAACAGAGAGCUUUUAAAAGUCAGAUUGUUCCAAGUCGUGGCGAGGUGUUCAAAGUAGUGCAACCUUUUUGGAGAUUUUCAGAGAUCGCUGGCCGAACCAUUUGUCCCACCAAACUCGUUUCUCGCUGUCGAUGACUACAAAACGGUCGAGGAAAUGGCCCAACACAUGCAAUAUCUCAUGAAAAAUCACACGGCUUACAUGUAAGUUGAACGUUUCUUUCUAUUGACUUGAAAAGGAAGGAGAAUAGCCUAUUGGGUGUCGACUACUUUGAAGUUGCGCCCGACCACUAAGCGACAUUGGCUAUAUGCCCCCAUAGGCUAAUCUAGAAAUGGUACCGCGAUCUCCCGGAGGUUAAUCAAAUGGUCUGGAGUCUAAACGGCUCCUGAGCUAGAUAGAGAUAAAAGAUAUAUUGGAGGUAUCUCGAUGGACCCAUACAAGAUACCUCAGUCCAUUUAGAGAGGUAAACUUCCUUUUGACACAUUUUGGUACACUCGCGACCUGUGCUACACUAGGAAUAAAUUCUUUCAAAUCCCCUUUUGAAUCGCUCUUUGAGCCACUCUUUUCAUAUCGACCUAGGGCUGAAUGUACACUACAAAACAGUUUUAAGGGAGUACUUCGAAUGGCAAAAAGACUACAAAGUCGUGUUUUUGGACGGGUCCAAUCACGACGUCCUCGAAAGACCUUGGGGCUUCUGCCAGGUUUCGUUUUGAACUUCCCUACUUGAAUAUUCUGUUUUUCCAGGUCUGUCGCCUUGUUUGGGAGCAACCUCGUCAGUAUCACGUCAUUGAAAGUAAGGAUUUCUGGUGAUUUUCUUUCAUUUUUAUCUUUGUUCAGAAUGGAGCAAGUUCUGGCAGGAAUCUUGCGAGAAGGAUGGAUCCUUGGUGAAUACUAUACUGGCUGGUUCUUUAUAG
This is a messenger RNA of Caenorhabditis auriculariae, 2658 nucleotides long. The record is from the annotation of a GenBank genome assembly. Lineage: Eukaryota; Metazoa; Nematoda; Chromadorea; Rhabditida; Rhabditidae.